Messenger RNA from Theobroma cacao (cacao), 3043 nucleotides. The record is from RefSeq and is a predicted model, not a curated record. Lineage: Eukaryota; Viridiplantae; Streptophyta; Magnoliopsida; Malvales; Malvaceae.
GACAUGCCAAGAAAUAGAUAUUUCCUUUCGGAAACUAUUCUGCUUGGCAAUAUUAGAGGAGCUCAGUUAUUUUUCUCAAGCGGAAUACAUCCAUACAUUUUGAUUAUCAGGUCAACCAAAGUCUCCCCUUUCCAUCUGCACCUUCCUUGCUCAUUGUUAUCAUUCAUUAAAACUGGUCCUUACUCCUUAGUGCUGAGAUAUAUACUUGAUUACUUCAACUAGACAAGGGAAAAAAAGGGGAAAAAGAGCAAGACCGUUCCAAUGGAAAAACUGCUCUUCCUUAACGUUCUCUUGCCUUUGUUUCUUCUCCAAUUCUACCCUGUUCUGAUUCUCUCAGGUCCUUACGUUUUUCCAGAUAAAUACUUCAUAAACUGCGGGUCAUCUUCUUCUGUGAAACUAGGCAGCAGGAACUUUGUUGGUGACAAGAAUCCCAACUCCUUCCGCGUUGAAGAAGGCAAACCUGUAGAAGAUACCAGCCAGUCAGUCGGCUCAUCUCUCUACCAAACAGCAAGGUUUCAUACACGCCCAUUUUCAUAUAAAUUCGACAUCAAUGACGCAGGCCUACAUGUGGUACGUCUUCAUUUCUUUCCUUUCAUGUCAGGCCAGGUUAAUCUGGUGGAUGCUUUAUUCAAUGUUUCAGCUUCCAGUAAGUCUCUAGUAUCGAAUUUCAGUGUCAGAAAUAGUAGUUCUUCCCCUGUGAUUAAGGAUUUCUUGGUGCCUAUCAAUUCAACCAGCUUUAGAAUUCACUUCAUCCCGGCACAACAAACAUCUUUUGCUUUUGUGAAUGCUAUAGAAGUUUUUCUUGUUCGAGAUCUUGUGGAUAACCCAGCUUUUGUGACUUCGGCAGGAAGUCCGGGUAUUUACCGAGGUUUGCCCUCUCAGGUACUUAGAACAGUUCAGAGAGUUAAUGUUGGGGGUCAAUCCCUUCACGACCCAACCGCAGUAGCAUCAGAAUGGGUUGCUGAUGAUGACUAUAUAUUUAUUGGAAAUUUGGCAAAAAAUUGUAGCUAUUUUUCUGGUACACUGAACUAUGAUGAUGAACUAGGAGCCUUCCAAAACUUUGUCCCAGAUCUUGUCUACAAAACUUGCAAAGAAGUGGACCUAACUAAUAACCAGACAUCAAAUUCUACCAACAUUACUUGGCAUUUCAACGUCAGUAAGAAUGCUCGGCACCUUGUUCGGGUCCAUUUCUGUGACAUUAUUAGUUCAUCACCCAACAUUUUCACUUUCAAUCUCUCCAUAUACGGUAACUUCAGUAAAAAAAUCAAUCCUUACGACUAUACUGUUCAGACAGCAGUUCCAUUCCGCUAUGAUUUUGUGGUUGACUCAGGUGAUUCUGACUUUAUUAGUAUCAGUGUUGUCCCUUUGGACGGAUUCUUGGAAAAAAUUGCCUAUCUGAACGGGCUCGAAAUAAUGGAGUUCAUCACAGAACCAGGCUUGGAACUAGGGGGAAGUGAGCCAAAAAAGAAGCCUGUACUGUUUAUCAUAACUGGUUCAGUUGUUGGGGUUUUUGUUAUCUGUAGUUUGAUAGUGGUAUUCUUGUUGUGUAAGAAACGCAUAAAAAGAAAGCCUUUUGAAACCAUGGCUUCAUAUGGUACCCUUCCUUUUGGAGGAGCGAGCCCUUUUGUUGGAAUAAGCACUAAAUCUGUCAAUCCCCCUCCUGUUCCGAACUUAAACCUCAAACUAAAGAUGCCUUUUGCUGAAAUAAUAGAGGCAACCAAUAACUUUGAGGCUAAAUUGCUGGUUGGAGAGGGAGGCUUCGGUAAAGUUUAUAAAGGAACUCUUCGGAAUGGUCUCAAAGUGGCAGUCAAAAGAAGCGAGUCAAAACAUGGCCAGGGCCUUCCAGAAUUCCAAACUGAGGUCAUGGUUCUAUCCAAGAUUCGACAUCGCCAUCUUGUUUCUCUGAUUGGCUAUUGUGAUGAAGGGUCUGAGAUGAUACUGGUUUAUGAGUUCAUGGAGAAGGGGACUCUAAGAGAUCAUCUUUACAACUUGAGUGGGAAUCCAGAGAGAUCAUCUGCAUUAUCUUUAUUGACUUGGAAGCAAAGACUUGAAAUUUGCAUUGGUGCAGCAAGAGGUCUUCAUUACCUCCACAAAGGUGCAUCUGGUGGCAUCAUUCACCGUGAUGUUAAGUCCACAAACAUCUUGCUUGAUGAACAAUAUGUGGCAAAAGUUGCAGAUUUUGGCCUUUCCAAAUCAGGUCUCCCUGGUCCAGAUGAGUUCAGCACAGGAAUAAAAGGAAGCUUCGGUUAUCUUGAUCCUGAGUAUUUUAGAUGCCUUCAGUUUACAGAAAAAUCUGAUGUUUAUUCUUUUGGCGUGGUACUCCUUGAAGUGCUUUGUGCUAGACCAGCUAUAAUUAACUCAAAUAGGAAGGAGGAGAUAAAUUUAGCUGAAUGGGGACUGUUUUGGUUAAAGAAAGGGGAACUUGAAAAGAUUAUCGAUCCCUCAGUGGCUGGCCAGAUUAAUCCUAAUUCAUUGAGAAAGUUCAGUGAAAUGGUUGAGAAGUGUCUGAAGCCAAAUGGAGUCGACAGGCCUACAAUGCUUGAUAUCUGCUGGGACUUGGAAUACACAUUGCAACUACAGCAAACUGAAGUGCGGAGAGAGCCACACGAGGACAGCACAAUAGAUGCUUCUCUGAACAUGUCCUCACGUCCAUUUCAGCGUUUGCCUUCAAAUAACUUGCCAAUUGAGAAAGAUGAUGUGCCUAUGGUGAGGGAUGAUGGUUCUGACACAACAGCUAGUGGAGUUUUCUCCCAGCUGAGGAUCGAUGGUGGUAGAUAGUCUCAACUGGCUGCCAUAAUGAAUCAAGUCACUUUAUGUGGUCUGAGUUCUGGGGCAUCCCGGUGGCAUCAACCAUGGAACAGAGCUGCAAGAAGCUGUCCUUUUUUUUCUUUUUUUUUCUUGACUUUAAUUUGUUGUAUUAUCUGAUUUCCUUCAAUGGACAAAAUUUAAGCAAAAGAAGUCCUUUUGCUUCUGUAAGCAUCAUGUACGUUUAAAAAUAGACAACUUCCAAUGAACAAUCUUUUAUUCACAUAGCCAUCAUUCA